CACUAUGAGGCAGCAUUUAAAAUUAUUUACCGGUUGCAAACGCUAUUUUCCAAAAAAUUUGUACCAAACUCACAAAAUUUGUUCCCGCAAAACCCGAGUUAGUGAUUAUAUAUGGCCACAGACAAGACUCCAAGCCAGGGUGCCCAGGUGCUCCACAAGACCAGGACCCGAUCCCACAGACGGCGGGACUCGAACCACGAAUCCCCCAAGACCUGGAAAACGGGCAAUAGUCAGCUGCAAAAGCGGCUCCGUCGCCUGAUUGUCGCCGAGCGGAGCGGCAGGAAGCGGUCACGCCGCGAGCAGGAGCCGGACAUGUCCGUGUCCCGCAAGAAGAUGCCCUUGUGGACCUGGGGAUCCAUCAUCCUCGUUAUCUGCUCGGGUCUGGGUCUGUGCAUGCGGUUCAACGACAACUCGCCGACAGUCGGCGGAUUCCUGCAGAGCUACACGAACCAGUACCACUCGAUCGUCAACAACCGGGACAACUACUGCGACCGCACCCAGCGUCUGGGCAACAUCGUCACGUACGCCCGGCUCCACGUGAUGCACCAGGAUCAGGCCUUGGACCAGCUGGAAGUAGCACUGGACAGCCCCAAUCGCCAGAUCAUCGCUUUGGUGGGCUCCUCUGGCGUGGGUAAGAGCUUAACGGCGCACAAGCUGCGCAAUCAUUAUCCAUGGCCUGAGAAUGUCAAGACCGUUUCGUGGAGCGGCGGAGAGUCUGUGCUCCGUGUGCAGAGCAUUCUGUCCCAUCUCGUUUAUUGCGGCCAGAAUCUUAUCCUGAUUGACAACAUGCUUCCCGAGGAUGCCGAUUAUGUGCCUGUCAUCAGUAAACUGAUAAGGGGGCACGAGGACAUCGCCAACAGAACUGAGCAGCCGCACCUGAAACAGUUGUCUGUGGUGGUCAUCUUCAGCGUGAAUCGCCUGCAAGCCGACGAAGACUAUGAUGUAGAUAUGGAGACGCUGAAGAAAAUGCCAGGUACCCAUGUUAUCACCUAUGCUGCGCUGGAACCCGACCAUCUGGUCGACUGCAUCCGCCGAGAAGCAGAGAUUGCCAAGGUGCAGCUGGAUGACGAACACAUUGAGGAGAUAAUCAGGGGAAGCGAUGCUCGCUCUUCUGGUUGCAAGUCCAUUCCGGCCAAAGUCCUGCUCUACGGAAAGCCAAUCCCAGUGGCUUCGGAAACUGCCAAUAACCAUACAACAGACUGAUUCAAGACUAUCAACACGCCAAAGUGUUUGAAUGUAAAUUUUAGUUAGGCCGUAUAUCAAAGACAAUCCUGAGAACCACACGUGAUAAAUUUUAAAAGAAGUUAUAAAUCAUAAGUUAGGUUUCGCACAAACGCUAUUGAGAAAAUUCUGUAUUGUAAAUUAAUUUCGAAUCGUAGAUCAAGUAAUGUUAAA
Molecule: messenger RNA, 1395 nt
Organism: Drosophila subpulchrella
Lineage: Eukaryota; Metazoa; Arthropoda; Insecta; Diptera; Drosophilidae
Exons: 3
Coding region: 112-1203 (363 amino acids)
Source: RefSeq, a predicted model, not a curated record